CGCAUCAUGAACACCCUUGUCGCACAACUAACUUCGAAGACGCCCUCAUCGACGCGCGAAUCGAGGCGCAAAUUAGGCGGUACCGUCUCUAUAGUGGGCUCGGACUUGAGUGAAGAGGUAGUUUCCAACAAUGUUCCCCCUGUAACCCCUGCGACGAAGUCAAAACUGCUGCGCGCGCCGCUUCGCGAGCGUACCAACUCACGGUUGAGCGAAGAAGCCGGCCUUGCGACUUUGGCACUCGAGGUGGACGAGAAGAGACCUUUCUAUUCAGCGCCGCGAAAGACGUCGAAGACGGAACCUGACGAUGAUAAGUCAGCCGCGGUAACUGCUGCGCUCAUGCUUGUGAAAGAUGGCCUCGCAGCCCUCCGGACUGCAGGCACAGAUCCUAAACAAAAGCUUUUGCAGCUUUUUGCAACCAGCGCUGAGUGCAGUGAUGUGAAAGCUACAGUAUCACUUUUCGUCAUCAACCGUCUCGUAGACGCGCUCGACGCGCAUGAAACGGUAUCUCAGUCCAUCCAUGAACGUGUGCCGGAUCGCAUCGAUGCCUCGGCGUUGGACGAUUAUGAUAAAUACUCGGUGGCAGCGGCACCCGGCUCAAGUUUCCUUAACCGUGUACCACAUGGUUCAGCUGUCGAUGUUCCCCCUCAUACGAUCACAAAAAUACCAGACAUCGUCGACGAGAACAACCUUAGCUAUGGUCCCAGUAGAUGCAAAACAGAACCCGGCGGCGGUGUGUGCGACACCUCACGGUGUCUAGCACAAUUCUGUGGACCUUUUAUUUUACCAGGAACAAAAGUUGAAGAGCAGAGCAAGCAAGUGUCGAUUGCAUCGUCAGAGGUCUUCGAGGUUCAAAGCGGUAAAACAGAGGUGUACAAGGAUUUUGAUAGCGAAGACAAUCAUUCGAUGGCGGAGACAGAGAUUGACCAAGAUGAGUCAGUCACGGACACUGCCUCCGAUGUCGGGACUGAAUGUGGCAGCACUGAGAAGGCCCUGACCGCCGAGGAAGCAGCAGUUUCACUAGUUGGGUCGCCCUUCAUAUCUCCUGGCCCCGAGGUUGUGGAUAUAUCUGAUAUAGAUGCCGCGCGCACGGUUGAUGGCGAUUCGGAUAAUGGCAAAGAAAUAGUCAUGAGAGUGACGCGACCCCCGGCUAUGUCAGCCGUGUCUACAGAGGAAGAGGAAGGCAAUGCUCCCAGAAAUCGCAGGAAACACCGACAAAGGCAAAGAGUCCGGAUUGUGCUCAGUGACGAUGAUGGUGCUCCUAAUUCACCAAUUGAUGCUAAAAGGAUGCAUAUAUCAUCUGGGGCGGUCACGUCAAAGCAGAUAACCUUACCGAGCGUAUUGACAGCUGCAGUGGGGGAUGCAAGUGGCAAGAAAAGAAUGUUGCGGAUCAAACCCACUACGCGAGCAACUAUACGCAGCGCGAAAGAAGACGCGCACAGCGACAGUGAUAAUCUCACAGUUCCAACCGUAGAAGCAAGCCGUGAAGCCGUACAUUCCGAGGUUGCUUGUGGAAAUCCCAUGUUCGCGCUGGAGAAAACGUCGAAAGUAUCCACUGAGGACACAAGUGAACCACAGGGGUGUUCAGCUGGCCUACGCUGUCAUGCCAUGGUAAAAGAUGUCAUCACAUCAGACCGCAUGAAAGCGAGUAUACGGCUUGGCGAUAGCGACUCAUGCAUAACUGAAAGCGGCGACGAACCCGACGACAUGGGCAUCGUAACUUCGAAUAGAACAGGUGUAUUCACGGCUGCCGUUGAUGAGAGGCUGACCAGCGAAAGUUGUGAACUUGUCACGGGGAGUGCAGAUCCAUAUGGCAUUGAUAAACUUCGCACGCCGACCCCGCCGCCGCAGAUAAAAUAUAGUUCUACCCCAGGCGGCUUCAAUUCAACGACGCCCGAGUGUACUGGUGGUAAAAAAGAAGCUGGAUUUGCCACUGUUCUGCCUCCAACGCACAGCAAGGCACUAUCCGCAGCGUUUGCCAGUGCAGCUAAACCAGGAAAGCAGAUAAAUUUCGCACGGCACAAAUCUGCUAUCGCGCAUGCCCUGUAUGACGAGUUUAACGCCAAUGCCUUCGAUGGGAGACUGCCGCCUAGGCUUGAGAUCACAUGGAAUGCAAAACUGCUGACAACUGCAGGGUUGACUCAUUAUAAGAAAAUUACGCGGAGCAGUGGGAUUUCGGAGUAUCAUGCGAGAAUUGAGCUAUCAACGAAGGUUCUAGAUUCAGCAGAGAAAUUGGAAGCAACUCUUUUACAUGAGCUGUGUCAUGUCGCAGCGUGGCUGGUAGAUCACUGCGCGAAGCCUCCUCACGGCGCAGUUUUUAAACGCUGGGCCACAAAAGCGAUGCGCGUGUACCCCGCGGUAAUAGUGGACACUUGCCAUAGUUAUCAGAUUCAUCAGCCCUUCAAAUACCGGUGCACCCAGUCUUGGUGCCAGCAAGAGUAUGGGCGGCAUUCAAAGUCCAUAGACGUAGAUGCCAAGGCAUGUGGAGUGUGCAACGGCAGGCUAGAGUAUAUCGGCAAAUUUAACUCUGACGGAACGCGAGUGGAAGAGAAGCCGCCGACAGCAUUUAGCUUGUUUGUCAAAGAGCACUUUGGAUCUGUUAGAGAACGUUUGCCUGCUGGGACACCGCACAAGCUGGUGAUGAAGGAGCUGAGCAUGCAGUGGAAGAGCGUGGGACGAACAGCAAAAUCGAUGAAUAAGACACCGUUUAGUACGCUAGGGGAGGGAAUGCGUGCGCUGAAACUUUGA
This is a messenger RNA of Micromonas pusilla CCMP1545, 2745 nucleotides long. RefSeq lists its product as uncharacterized. Gene Ontology annotation, cellular component: nucleus. The transcript is spliced from 2 exons. Bases 7 to 2745 code for a protein of 912 amino acids. The record is from RefSeq and is a predicted model, not a curated record. NCBI's taxonomy places the organism in Eukaryota, Viridiplantae, Chlorophyta, Mamiellophyceae, Mamiellales, Mamiellaceae.